AUGGGUAAUAGUAAAUCUAUUCAGUCUGAUCAAGAUGUGACAGCUGUUCUUCCUAAAUCGAUUAAAUUAAAAAAUAAAUCAUGCAUUUUCGGUUAUGAAACGGCCAUAGAAGAGAUUAUCACUCGAUGCAUUAAUGAAAAAUAUAACGAUGAAAAACAUUGUCAAGAUCCUCUUGAAAUGAAUUCUGUUCCAUGUUAUAAGCCUGAAGAUUUACAAAAUUCUUGCUUUUCUAUUACAAAAUUAGCAAGACAACUCUGUAGAGUGGGAUACGGUUCAUUAUCAUGUUUCAGAUCUCAACAACCUUUAGCAGAUAUUGAUGCUAUCUAUGAUUUCUAUCAAUAUGCUCUCUUCUUAAAAAAGUUUAAUACUCAACUCAUGAAACGUGAAACUUUGGAUCUUAAUACAGAAAAUGCUUACGGAAUUAAAUAUGUUGCCGUUCAUAAAUAUGAUGACAAGACAGUUGAUAGAAAAGCUGUUGAACGGGCAAAUUCUAUAUUUAUUAGUGAGCUUCGCCAAAUUAAAUAUGAACUCGAAUCAUUGGCAACAACUAUUAGUGAUUCAGCAUUAAAACACAUGAACUUUGCUUUAAAUAUUUGGUGUACCAAAUCCAAAAUGACUCGUAAUGAUUGGUCUUUAGUAAUUAAUGGAAUGAAUACAUUCAUUUCUACGAAGCCGAUAAACGAUAUCCGAUAUUUUCAAGCAUAUAUUACAGCGAUUUCUUUAUAUACAUUCGCUGCUCUUUUCCAAAAUCAUGAUAAAACCAAAAUCUCUGCUGUGAUAAAUCGUUCUUGUGAACUACUUUCACCAUUUAUUUGUACUUCAAUUCAUCAUAAUGCUGAAGGAUCAUUCAUUCAUAAUGUUGAAAAUAAAUUACCAGGUAUGAGAUUAAUUGAUAUUUUUGGUGGAUUACAUCAAGGUCUAAAGAUAGCAACGAUUCAAAAAUUUGAAUGUGAAGAAGAUAAUAUAAUUUCUUCUUCACGAGUUUCAAAAUUUAUACCUGGUCUUGAAAAAUUAAAUAUUUUACCACCAACAACCAUAUCCAAAAAUGAAAAAUGGAAUAACGUGACUAUAAAAGUUGAUGUUAGAUUUCCAUUGAUUUUCACGGCUAAAUCAAACGGUAAUACAGUGAGAAUACGAGAUGUCAGAUCUGAAACUUGGGAAUUCAAACCUAAUGAACAUAAUAUUUAUAUUUCCCAAUUAUUAUUUAAAACUAUCUUGGAAAUUUCUUCGAUUUUUUCGGUGAUUGAAUCUUUGGGUAAUGCAAAAGAUAAUAAUAAAAAAGGUAAUAAACAAGAUAAUAGAAAAGAUAGUAGUGGUGAAGAAUCUGAUAGUUCCGAUAGUUCUGGUAGUUUUUUAUCGCAGGAAACAUUGAUUACUAUCAAUAAUGAACAUUUAAAACUUAAAAAGAGUUACUAUCGAAAAAUUUAUUGUAAUUUUGCUACGAAUCAUAAAACUUUUCCUACUACUCACUUAACUGAUGAUGUUAUAGUGGAUAAUCACACACCUUGGACCGUUUACACAAGUGUAUAA
This is a messenger RNA of Cetraspora pellucida, 1530 nucleotides long. NCBI's taxonomy places the organism in Eukaryota, Fungi, Glomeromycota, Glomeromycetes, Diversisporales, Gigasporaceae. The record is from the annotation of a GenBank genome assembly.